This is a messenger RNA of Entrophospora sp. SA101, 159 nucleotides long. NCBI's taxonomy places the organism in Eukaryota, Fungi, Glomeromycota, Glomeromycetes, Entrophosporales, Entrophosporaceae. The record is from the annotation of a GenBank genome assembly.
AUGGAAAGAUAUUUAUCUGAUGAAACUAACUUACUUAGUUAUGCUAAUAAAUUGAAAGAAUUUGAAAGGAAAGAUUUUCAUUGGUUUAGUGUUUUAGAUGGAACAGAAAUAGAGCCAGAAAGUGUUGAUCCAAAUCAAAUUAAAAAUGACACAAACUAA